Molecule: messenger RNA, 1404 nt
Organism: Psilocybe cubensis
Lineage: Eukaryota; Fungi; Basidiomycota; Agaricomycetes; Agaricales; Agrocybaceae
Exons: 8
Coding region: 1-1404 (467 amino acids)
Biological process (GO): protein phosphorylation
Molecular function (GO): protein kinase activity; ATP binding
Source: RefSeq, a predicted model, not a curated record
AUGAAGAGCAAACGAGUCGGUGUUAGAAUGAUUAAACUUGACUCUCUUUGGGAAAGUCUAGUUUGGACAUGGCGUUUAAUGAGGUCGAAACUCGCAUUUCCGGAAACCCUCGCCGACUGGAAUUUGAAGAAUUCCAAAAAUUACCAUGCAGAUUUUAUCUAUGAUCCUGUCGGCCUUGGAAAUUUGAACCCUCCACCGUUUCCACCCGCAGCAAAAGUGACGGCGUACCCUUAUGCUCGUCAACUGCCAAGUAAGGCUCCUAUCCCGAGGACUCUGUGGGCACCACGUAUAUGGGCAGCUCGCGACGCACUUGGAAGAGAUGUUAUAAUUAAGGUGAUAUCAGAGGUCGACAACCCAUCAAACGAGCUGAAGGUCAUGCAACUCCUUAACAGCAAGAAGUUACGUUCCGAUCCGGCCAAUCACGCUAUCUACGCCCUCGAUUACAUUACUUUCGACAAAUUCAUCUUUGUAGUGAUGCCCAGAUGGGAUAGUUGCAUCCUCCCUGAGUUCGAGAAUGUUUCUGAGCUGAUGUCGUUUGCCAAAACAGUUCUGGAGACUUUCGACUUCUUGCACCGCAACAGAAUCGUUCAUUUAGACUGCCUUCCACAAAACAUUGGCAUGAAUGCCGUUUUAGAAUCUUCGGAAACUAGUCGCAGAACAGGACUGCGGGAUCCGAAAGAAGUCCGAUAUGCCCUCUUCGAUUUUAGUGCUUCUGAAGUUUUCCCUGAGGAUACCAUCCUCGAAGAGGCGCAUACAUCGCGGCGUGACCUCAAUUUUGCUUUGCACGAUGUUCCACCCGAAACUAUCUCGUACCCGUUCAAUCCAUUUCGAGUUGACGUCGCUUUCAUGGGUACAUGCCUUCAAACAUACGUCAGGCACCUUGAAAACAGAAUACCCGAGCUUGGGCCGUUCUUCGACUCCUUGGUUCAUGUGAACGAUCCGAAUCAGCUAUCAGCUAAACAGGCCUUGGCCCGCUUUACAGAUAUAUUCAAUGAUCUUAGCCCAGAGGUGGCUAGUGCACCUUGUGAUGGCUUCAUUUGGGAAGAUGGGACCCUUACUGAUCUACAAAUUCGCCUCACGGAUGAGUGCAGGACAGUGGAAGAGAAGGUGAAGAGAAGGGGACAGGCCAGGGACAGGCAGGGAAACAGCGCCUCAGAAGAUCAGCCAUCCACGCUAAAUGCUACGAAUGCGAAACCGAAAGUGAAAGCGGUAUUCAGGCUCUGGGUUCCAGAGGCCGCAGUGCCAGCACUGGGAAUAGGGCUCCACCACUGCAACUGCACCUGUCAAAGAGAAGAAGGGGGAAAGGGUGAAGUAGAGGGCAGGUCCACGGUCACCCCGCAGCUUCGGCUGGAAGGAGGGGGGAAGACGCAGCCUAUCGGCGAUGAUACCGACGUCGACGUUUAG